Messenger RNA from Schistosoma rodhaini, 5968 nucleotides. NCBI's taxonomy places the organism in Eukaryota, Metazoa, Platyhelminthes, Trematoda, Strigeidida, Schistosomatidae. The record is from the annotation of a GenBank genome assembly.
GACGCUUCGAUAGACUUAACAGUUCUCAACUUUGGUCUUAUUGGUGUGGAUACAGUUCUGAACUUUGGUCCUAAUUGUUGAAGAUACUUGCUGUAACUAAUUUGGUCGGAAUCGAUUCUGGUUCAUUCAAACUAACGAUGACGAAAACGAGAAGGAUGAAGUACAGCGAUGACAGUUCCCAAGACACAGACAAUUAUAAUGCUGAAAAUAUUAUUCCUUCAGUUUCUAAGGUGAAUUCACCUAUUUCUUUAAAUCUUGCUCUUGAUAAUGUUUUACUUAACCCCAAAGACAGCUGUUCUGUAAGGGACAACAAUGUAGAGACUAGAUGUAGCAUAGAGGACGAAGUAGUUUCUAGGGAGAAGGAAGUAGAAAAGAUUGAGUUGGAGAUUAGAGAACUUCAACUACGCAAACGAUUGUUAGAGUUAACCCCGAACUCUUUAAGCCAAGUGAGAAAAGUGAGUGAGACUAAUGAGUCAUUGGGGUCUCGAUCUGGAGACGUAACACCAGCAGCCGUGUUAAGGCGCCAAUACACCAAUACACAUUUGAGCGAAGCGGUACAAUUUAAAGCACAGGCGGAUAGUAUCAAGUCACUAGUUAUGACAGCCAGUUUACCUAAGAUAGAGGUUAUGAAAUUUGAUGGAAGUCCUUUGAAAUUUUGGACGUUCAUAAAGGGAUUCAAGGCUAACAUUGCCGACAGAGUAGAGGGUGAUACUCAGAAAUUAAUGUACCUGAUACAUUAUUGUGAAGGAGCAGCUAAGGACGCUAUAGAGCACUGUGUUUUGUUACCAGAAGGAGAAGGUUAUACCAAAGCUAUUAACAUUCUACACAACCAGUUCGGUAAACCACAUGACAUAGUAGAAGCGUUCUUAACAGAGUUGUUAAAUGGAGUGCCACUAAAUCAAGACGAUAUAUCGGGACUACAGAAACUAACAAGACUCAUGACUAACUGUAAGAUAGCCUUGACACAGAUGGGCAGAAAUGCCGAUCUGAAUUGUUCGACCAAUCUAAAACGAAUAGUGAGACGACUUCCACGAAGUAUACAGUUUAAAUGGGCGGAAGCUGUAGACGAUAUUUUAAGAAGGGGUCUAGAACCCAAUUUUGAUGAUUUGUUACAAUUCUUGGAAAAGAAAGUGUCAAUUGCCACGAACACUUACGGACAGCUAGCAAGUGGGAGCUACAAAGCUCAAACGACAUCGAACAACCGGUCUGCUCCCACUAAAGCUAAGAUUCAUACAUCGUCGAGCAAAGGAAAGGUUCAUUGCGUAAUUUGCUCUGGUUCCCAUGAAGUCGUGUCUUGCCCACAACUGCUAGCAGUAAGUCACAACGAAAGGUUAGAAUUACUGAGGAAGUUUAAGCUUUGCUUUAGUUGUUUAAAACCCAAUCAUCGAGCAAAAGACUGUCGGCAACCCGUGUUGUGUGAAAUCGAUGGCUGCAAGCGACGUCAUCAUAGAAUUCUUCACAACACAGAACCUGAUGCUAAACAAACAUGCUGUAAUUCUACUUAUUCUGCUGGAACGUAUUUGGGAUUUGUACCAGUCAGGUUACAUGGUCCCACAGGACAUGUAGAUACCUAUGCAUUAUUGGAUAAUGGCUCGGACUCGACACUGCUGCUUAGUGAUGUGGCAAAGCAGGUAGGAAUUUCGGGUACAGUGACAAGAUUGAGCAUAUCUUCUGUAAUUGGAGCGUCGUCUCAGAACGCUGAACUUAUUAAUUUCGAAAUCGAAUCUUUAGACAAGACUAAUCGAAUAAAAAUCGAAGGUGCAUAUGCUAUAAAUAAUCUACCUAUUAAAAGGGCAGAAAUCCCACCAAUGGACUUCCAAGAAAGAUGGAAACACUUGAAAGGUGUACAGCUACCCACCAUAACCUGUGACAAGGUCGGUUUGUUACUUGGUGUCGACGUCCCAGAGGCCCACUGGGUCAUCGAUCAGCGUAUCGGGAAACCUAAACAACCCUAUGCCUCAUUAACUAUGUUAGGAUGGGCUUUAUUUGGACCGACGGGUCAACUUGGUAAAACUUCAGCCUUCAUAAACUGUCUAGAAGCAAGAAAUUCUGUCGAGGAGGAUAUUCUCAAACUAUUUGAACAUGAAUUUUCUGAAAAUAAGUACUCUGAUGAGGUUACCAUGUCCCUAUGUGAUAAGACCAUUAUGGAAACUACUGACAAACAAACAGUAUUACUUGAUGGACAUUAUCAAGUGCCAAUACCCUGGAAAGUGGAUUGGCACUCACUUCCAAGCAAUAAGCGUGAAAUAGAAAAACGAUUAAUUUACCUACGUAAAAGGUUACUAAAGGACGAACAGCUUCGAAAACAGUAUACUAUUAUAUUAGCUACCCACGAAAGUAAAGGAUAUUUGUCUCGAGUAACACAAGCUAUCGAAGAGGAAAGGUAUUUUAUCCCACAUCAUCCCGUGUUUAACUCUAAAAAACCAGGUAAAGUUCGGAUAGUCUUUGAUUGUGCUGCUAAGUUGCAAAACAGGUCUCUAAAUGAUUGUAUACAUUCUGGACCAGAUCUUACAAACGAUCUUGUGGGAGUUUUACUUAGAUUCAGAAAGCAUAAAAUUGGACUGUCAGCAGACAUUGAAGAAAUGUUCCUCCAGGUACAUCUACCUGAAAGGGAUACAAAGGCCUUCAGUUUUUUAUGGUAUCCUAACGGUAACCUUGACUCUUCUCCUGAGAUCUAUGAGUUGCAUGUACACCCUUUCGGGGCUACGUCCUCACCGUUUUGUGCUACUUAUGCUUUAAAACGUACGGCUGCAGACCACGAAGAUUUGUUCGAUGAAAAAACACAGUCCGCCUUACGAGAAAAUUUUUAUGUAGAUGAUUGUCUGGUCUCAGUAGAAACAGUAUCUGAAGCUGCCGAGUUAGCAAUUAACCUGACAAGACUCUUAGCGCUUGGAGGUUUCCGUCUACAUAAAUGGGUUAGUAACGUAAAUGAAGCGCUGAACGAUAUCCCUAUAGACGACAGGUCAAACAAUUUGGUUCGUAUACCAGGCUCAACCGAACGUAUACAGAGAACUUUAGGACUCUGUUGGCACACGCAAUCCGAUUGUUUCGCAUUUGACGUAAAUCUCCCUGAACGCCCGGUCACUAAGAGAGGCAUUCUAUCAUGUGCAUCAUCGUUAUAUGAUCCGCUUGGGUUCUUAGCGCCUUUAUCACUUAUACCUAAACGAAUUCUUCAACGGCUAUGUCGUAAAAACUAUGGGUGGGAUGAGAUCAUAGACGAGGAGUCACGGUUGAGUUGGGAAGGUUGGUUACAAGCAGUUGCAGGUGUCAGAGACCUAAGGAUACCACGAUGUCUCAAUAUUGAGUCGUACGAUAAAGGGCAGAUUUCUUUACAUCUGUUUUCGGAUGCUUCAGAAAGCGGUUACGGAGCUGUAGCCUAUAUGAGAUUACAAUAUGAUGCAAGUAUAACGAGAUGUAGCUUCAUCCUAGGCAAGUCUAGAAUAGCACCCCUAAAAUUUGUCAGUGUUCCUCGCCUUGAACUACAAGCCGCAGUACUGGCAGUGAAGUUGAUGAAGCAAAUAUUAGAAGAAAUAAAGCUAAAGUACAUGACUGAAAUCUACUUUUGGACGGAUUCUAUGAUAGUAUUAAAUUACAUAUUUAAUACGACGUCACGUUUCAAGACAUAUGUAGCUAAUAGAAUUAACUUUAUUCACGAGCGAACUAAGCCAUCUCAAUGGAGGUAUAUACCAUCAUCCAUCAAUCCUGCUGAUCUUGCUUCCAGAGGAAUAUGUAAGUAUGACUCUAAUUGUAUUGAAACUUGGCUUUCAGGUCCCGAGUUCCUAACGACUGAGAAAGAUAAAUGGCGUGAGUAUAGACGAGAAGAAAUAUUAAAGCUCCCAGUUGAGCUAGAGUUAAAGAACGCCACAACCUUGGACACCAUGACUACAGUUUUUCCCUUUGAUAAAUUUAUAUCCUAUUUUUCGUCAUGGAUUAAACUCAAACAAGAUGCAGCUUGGCUCAUCAGAUUCAAACGUUACCUCUGCAAUAAAACGACCGUAAAGGGUCCCCUUACGCUUAACGAAUUGGAUAAUGCCGAAAGAGACCUACUAAAAUACGUACAAGAGCAAGAGUUUGCGGAAAUUAUACAAUGGAUUAAACGACACAAGCAAUCUGAUAACAUUCCGUCCAAAAAUCAUGUCAUUAAUAAGCUACGUCCAAUCGUGAUUGACAACCUGAUUCGCGUAGGAGGACGUUUGAACCGUAGUGAUCUUCCGGUAGAGCAGAAACAUCCAAUUAUUCUACCCAGCAAACACCCUAUAACGGAGCUUAUCAUUCGUCACUACCAUCAAGCUGACGGACACAUGGGGGUGUACUACACACUAGCCGCCUUGCGCAAAAAGUUUUGGAUCUUAAAGGGCACUACUGCAAUCAAGAGGAUCAUACAUAAAUGUAUAGGCUGCCGCAUUAGAUCAGCCAGGCCGAUGUCACAACUGAUGGGAGACUUGCCACCUACGCGGAUAACACCCGACUUCCCGUUCGCAACGACAGGAGUAGAUUAUUUCGGCCCAAUCACGAUUAAGGAGGGACGCAAACCUCGAAAGUGUUACGGAUGCUUAUUUACGUGCUUCAACACCCGAGCAGUUCACAUAGAAGUUGCCUGCGCAUUAUCAAUCGAUUCUUUUCUAAUGGCGUUGUCUCGCUUCUCAAAUCGCAGGGGGACGCCGAAGAAGAUAUAUAGUGAUAGAGGAACCACAUUCGCUGGAUUAGAGAAAGAAAUACAACUUCUAUUACCAGACUUUAAAGAUAAUAGAGUAGCUAAGGAAAUGAUUCGUCGAAAUAUCGAGUGGCACUACAACAUCCCUUACGCAAGUCAUCGUGGAGGUAUAUGGGAAAGAUUAAUAAGGAGCAUACGUAGAAUUUUGAGUGCUGUAUCUGGCGAGCAAACUAUGACCUACGAGACACUCACCACUUAUUUGACUGAAGUAGAAAGAAUACUUAACGAUAGACCUUUAGUUCCAGUUUACGACGACCCAGAACAACUUGAGACAUUGUCACCUAAUAAUCUACUUUUGUUAAGAAAACCUAGCCUUCAUCAGAUUGAAAUAAGCCUACGUGAGCGUUAUUCCCGACAAUGGCGACAAGCGCAGCUGUUGGCAACUACAUUUUGGCGUCGUUGGAUAAAGGAGUACUUACCACUUUUACAGACACGAGCAAAGUGGACACAAGGGAGACGAGAUCUACGAGUUGGUGAUCUAGUCUUGAUUAUUGGAGACACCUACACACGAAAUAACUGGCUUAAAGGUCUAGUGGUAAGUAUCAACCCAGAAGAAGAUGGGCUAGUGAGACAAGCGAAAAUCAGAACGUCGAAAGGCAUAAUUAUUAGAGAUAUACGUAAAAUUUGUUUAUUAGAAGGAGCGGAUAACUGAACAGUAGAGGAUAGAUAGACGCUUCAGAGUGACUGUGGCUAGAGUAAAUUGUACCAUGGUCACCUCUGAAUGAUGUUACGUUAGUUCCCAAUCAGCGAAAGUGAGGAAAGACAUGCUGUCUUUGGGGGGCGGUGUUAAGUUUGCCUUACAUUGUUCCUAUUCUCUCUCCUUCCACUUCUUUGUUUAUUGUUUUAUACUACUUAUUUAUAUUCAGUAAGCAGUUGUAUCCUUAACAAUUUUCACAUUUACAUUGUAACGCAAGUUGUACUGUAACAUUCGGAAACGUUCCCAUAUAUUUAUAAUGUUUAUUGCACUUAUCAUUGUAUUUGUCAUUGUAAUCACGGUACUUUAAUUACUGUAACGGUUAUCCACAGUUGCGGAUUUGUUUAAACGCAACAGUUCCCAUAUUGUUUGCUCUUGGUUCGAGUUUCGAUUGUUCAUAAACUGUUGUCCAAUUUCGACACAGCCAUCGGCUGUCUUUGUACUAUCGAAGCCUUUACUAUUUCAUUCUUGAACGACGCGUUAAACGCCUAGACACCUCACAAGUUGAGGUUUGUAAUUAAACUUUGUGUUUAUAUAAUAAUAGAACCGCUUUUGUAGAC